This is a messenger RNA of Mangifera indica (mango), 1276 nucleotides long. RefSeq lists its product as uncharacterized. The transcript has 4 exons. The record is from RefSeq and is a predicted model, not a curated record. NCBI's taxonomy places the organism in Eukaryota, Viridiplantae, Streptophyta, Magnoliopsida, Sapindales, Anacardiaceae. Bases 41 to 1021 code for a protein of 326 amino acids.
GAAAGCUCAAACAGUUGUUCAUAAUUACCCUCAUCAAAUUAUGUUUGGUGGAGGCAAAAGCAUGGGAGGUGGAGGAGGAGGGGGGAUGUUAAGAACAGUUGGGAGAGCGGUUACAAGAACUGGAGUUACUAAUCUCCAAGAACCCAUUUCAUCUUCUUCUUCAAAUUCCACUACAACUACUACUGCUGCUCCUACUUCGCCUACAAGGACUAACCACAACAGGCUGAACUCUUUGUCUGCUAUCACUUCGUCUCCACCUCUUUCUCCGCAUAACGUACCCGUUUCUGCUGCUCAUGGGGUGCCCACUUGGCCCUCUUUGGGCUGUGACGAUUUUGAGUGGGUGUCUUUGGAUGGUGAAGAUCGAAAGUCUCAUGGGGCUCUUGGUGAUGACUUUGUUCUUGGACCUGUUCCUUCCCUUGAUGAAGUUAAUAAAGCUGUCUCUGCGCUUCAACAGGCUUUCGACCCUGCUUCGUACUCCCUUGUGAGAGACAAGUAUGCUCAUAAUUUGGACAAGGAUGCUGAGUUGGAUUGGGUGGAGCAUUCACCGCAUCAGAGUAAUUCAAGAAUGUUGCAGCCUUAUGGACCUGACAGAGUUUAUGAUGCUUUUCAUUUAUUACAGACUGAGCCAUCUAUUCAGAGAAUGGUCGUUUCAUUAUCUUCAGAUCAAGCUGUUUGGAAUGCUGUUUUGAACAAUGAGGUCGUUCGGGAACUGAAGGAGUCUUUCAAUGCAGCAGCUGAAGACAGUGAAUCAGAGUGUUCAACUGAAACUUGUGAUGACUCCAACCCUGCAAUGAAUAUCAUCGAGUGGAUUUUUCACAACACUAAGGCCGGAGUCAUCAAAGUUAUCAAUAAAAUUACCCAUAUUGUGAAUGAGUUGUUCAAGCCUCCUGAUGACAAAACACCAACAGGAUCUAAAGCACCUGGAGCUACAGAUCCAUAUGAGGAAAAGCUGAGAACUUCAUUCCUUCUAUCCAUCAUGGUCCUGCUGGUUGUGGUUGUGGCUAGAGCUGGCAGGGCUUGACUGUAAUUCGACGACAUGACAGGUGAUAUUUUCCCAUAGGGUUACUUUUACUGGACAAAGUAUCCCAGUGGUUACAUUGCUAGUCUUAUAGCUGAAGUUAUGUUUGUUAUUUACUUAACAAUAAAAGUAGGGACAAUGAAGUUAGCAUGUUUAUGUGCAUUGUCAGUAUGUCAUGAUCUGAAUAUUGGGAUGUUCAUAUUUUGUAAAGGGUGUAAUGGUAAUUAUUGUGCUUAAUUAGUUGGAAGGUUAUUUUUA